Aspergillus neoniger CBS 115656 is the source of this 377-nucleotide messenger RNA. RefSeq lists its product as uncharacterized. The record is from RefSeq and is a predicted model, not a curated record. Lineage: Eukaryota; Fungi; Ascomycota; Eurotiomycetes; Eurotiales; Aspergillaceae. The coding region runs from base 138 to 344 and encodes 68 amino acids. The transcript has a single exon.
AAUCAGAUUCCUGAUUCAGGUGUGUUGUAUAACCAUGGGCUUGCUUGAUUUGAUUGAUUGAUCGAGUUGCUACUAGCAUAGUAGCAUGCAUCAUUAACUGCAUCGCAUCGGCAUACGUAUAUGUAUAUGUAUACGCGAUGCUGAAAUGGCGUUUGGGAGAGGAGUCGGUGGCUUUUUCUAUUCCACUCUUGUCUUAUCUUGAGCAUCUGCUUUUCUUCCCUGCAUCAAUACCACGGCGUCUGGGACUGUCGGUACUUUCGUUUCUACUUUUCUGUACUUCACUUGACUUGACUUGUGUGUCUGCGUUCAAAGCCAGCAUGGAAGCUAGCGUGUAUAUAUGCUAGCUUGUCACAGGUGUUUAGCUAGACCGAAUCGGA